Pseudocercospora fijiensis CIRAD86 is the source of this 1134-nucleotide messenger RNA. RefSeq lists its product as uncharacterized. Gene Ontology annotation, biological process: L-leucine biosynthetic process. The transcript has 6 exons. Gene Ontology annotation, molecular function: NAD binding; 3-isopropylmalate dehydrogenase activity; magnesium ion binding. Gene Ontology annotation, cellular component: cytosol. Bases 1 to 1134 code for a protein of 377 amino acids. The record is from RefSeq and is a predicted model, not a curated record. NCBI's taxonomy places the organism in Eukaryota, Fungi, Ascomycota, Dothideomycetes, Mycosphaerellales, Mycosphaerellaceae.
AUGGUUGAAACGACAAAGGCUGUUGAGCACAGCAUCGUCGUCUGCGCCGGCGACUACUGCGGCCCAGAGGUGAUUGCAGAAGGCCUCAAGGUCCUGCAUGAGAUUGCAUCGCAUUACCCUCAUGUCCAGCUCAACAUCAAACAUCAUUUGAUCGGUGGGGCCGCGUGGGAUGAACAUGGAGUGAACAUAACCGAAGAAGCGCUUGGAGAUGCUGCGUCUGCGAGCGCGACGCUGGUGGGAGCAGUGGGAGGCCCGAAAUGGCAAGCCGUCCAGCCUGGCGUCGAAUGGGGACUAGGUCGGCUGCGCAAGAAACUCGACGCUUUUGGGAACCUUCGACCCAUCGAGCUCGUCGCCCCGUCUUUGUUGGAAUGCUCGUCGCUCAAGCCAGAAGUGUGCAGAGGCACGAACAUCCUCAUCAUUCGUGAGUUGACGGGGGGUGUUUACUUUGGGGAGAGACGGGAAUACAGCGAGUCGAACGACACGGCGUACGAUAUGGACUCCUACUCGCGCGAGGAGAUUGUGCGGGUUGCACGACUUGCUGGAAGCCUGGCUAGCAAACACGAGCCUCCUCUCCAACUGACGAGCGUCGACAAAGCCAACGUGCUGGCGGCAUGUGGUCGUAUGUGGCGUCGUGUCGUGACGCAGACCAUUGAGUCGGAAUUCCCGACAGUCAAACUUCGACAUCUUCUAGUCGACACCGCUGCCAUGGAACUGGUCUCGCACCCGACGCAGUUGAACGGCGUCUUGUUGACGAGUAACAUGUUCGGAGACAUCCUGAGCGAUGAGGCCAGCGCAAUUGUCGGAAGCAUUGGCUUGCUGCCCAGCGCCAGCCUCUCGGCCCUACCGACGGACGCAGGCGAUGGCGUUCGUGGGUUGUAUGAGCCCAUACACGGCUCUGCUCCAGAUCUUCACAAUAAGGGCACCGUCAACCCUAUCGGCACCAUCUUGGCAGUCGCUAUGAUGUGCAGGUUCUCGUUGGGACUUGAGGCAGCUGCAAAGGCCAUUGAGACUGCUGUGCGAGACACACUUGAAGCCGGCAUCCGUACACCUGAUCUGCGUGGCUCUUCAAGCACAAGUGAAGUGGGUGAUGCCGUGGUCGCGGCUUUGAAGCGGGCGGAUUUCCAUGCUGAAUAG